Trachymyrmex septentrionalis is the source of this 1110-nucleotide messenger RNA. Its product is annotated as lysophospholipase-like protein 1. Gene Ontology annotation, cellular component: cytoplasm. Gene Ontology annotation, molecular function: carboxylic ester hydrolase activity; palmitoyl-(protein) hydrolase activity. The coding region runs from base 89 to 787 and encodes 232 amino acids. The transcript is spliced from 4 exons. The record is from RefSeq and is a predicted model, not a curated record. Gene Ontology annotation, biological process: protein depalmitoylation. Lineage: Eukaryota; Metazoa; Arthropoda; Insecta; Hymenoptera; Formicidae.
UGUAGAAUUUAUUUAUAUACUUUUAUCAAAAUUACGAGAGGUUGAUGUUAAAACGAACAGUAAGCAAUAAAUAAGUUGCAUCGAGAGAAUGGAGGGACUCAGAAGAGUCUUAAGUGGAUAUGUCGUGCGAGCCACAAGAAAACAUACUGCUACUGUAUUUUGUUUUCAUGGUUCUGGUGACACAGCAGAAAAUUUCUCAGAAUGGAUUCAUAUUCUUAAUAGAGAAAUUCUACAGUUUCCACAUAUAAAAUUAAUUUAUCUUAGCGCACCUAGUCAACCUUACACACCUAACAAUGGAAUGAUGCAAAAUGUAUGGUUUGAUCGUACAGCAAUAUCUAUUCAAGUUCCAGAACACUUAGAGUCAAUUAAUUCCAUGUGUGAAAAUGUAUCAGAAUGGAUUGACAAUGAAAUAAAUGAUGGAAUUCCGUUUAAUAGAAUAAUUCUGGGUGGAUUUUCGAUGGGUGGCUGUCUUGCAUUGCAUUUAGCAUAUAGAUACCGACCAACCAUAGCUGGUUGUUUCGCUAUGUCUUCCUUCCUCAACAAGGGUUCUAUAGUUUAUGAGCAUUUGAAAAUGAAACCAGAAUUUAACAAGGUACCACUUGUUCAAUAUCAUGGUACAGCAGAUACUUUGGUUCCUAUUAAAUGGGGUGAAGAGAGCGCUAAGAAUCUGAAAGAUCUUGGAGUAAACGUGAAAUUUAUGCCGCUGCAAAAUAUGGAACACGAGUUGAGUCGUGAAGAGAUCCAAAAUUGGAAGGACUGGCUCCUUCAAAUCUUGCCAGAUGAAUAAUAUUCAAAUUGUUAAAUAUUAAAAUCAUUGUUGAUAUACUAUAAUCAAGGCUGUAAAAUGAUGUAUACUUGUUUUUAGAAAUAUAUCUAAGGUAGGUGUUAUGUAAUGAUAGCAAUAAAAAUUAAGUUUGAAUUACGAUACAACGUAAGAGUCAUAUCAAUUGAUAAAGGAGUGAUAAAUUUAAGAAAGACCCUGACUCCUGUAUGCAGCAAGAUGAAUUGUGUCAUUAUGUCAUAUUGGGUGAUUAUAUGGUACGUGCAUGUCAUGAAUAAUGUUAAUUCACAAGAUCGAUAAAUUGACCCCGACCUUCAAAAUAUUUAAAU